AUGUCGCAAGACACCGGCUUGUGGAGCGUCCGCAGGCCCCGCGAGACCCUUGGAGGCCUGAACCCAAAUACAGGAAUACCCGCGCCCGGAUCGACCAUGAAGCGCAACGCCAGCGGCCAUGUGCGGGCUCAAUCAGGAUCUAGGCAGUCCUUGGCCAACCGUCCUAGCCAGCCACUCUUUUCGCGCACCUCGUCCGGAUCCAACCUUGCAGACCUUGGGCUCUCCUCAGUCAAGAGACAGUCGCUUGCACCAAAGGCUGCGUACGCUGCGACUAUGGGAACCCCCGCCGCGGCACGCACCUCGACGGAAAACGAACGACGAAGCAGCGUAUUUCGCCCGCGUUCCUCCAUGAACGGCCCUGUAAACAACCAUCAAAGCUUCUUCCAAACGACGCAUCAACCCGCCGGGGUGCCUAAAGAUCCCCGACCGCUCAAGGAUAGAGCUUUCCAAGCGCGAAUCGGACAGGAACUGAUGGAGUAUAUGACGCAAAAUAACUUUGAGCUCGAAAUGAAGCAUGUUCUGUCGCCCAACGUCAUGAAAUCGCCAACGCAAAAAGACUUCAACUACAUGUUUCAAUGGCUCUACCACCGGAUUGAUCCCAGCCAUCGAUUUCAGAAGAACAUCGACCAAGAAGUGCCUCCCAUUCUGAAGCAGCUGCGCUAUCCUUUUGAGAGAAGCAUCACCAAGAGUCAAAUUGCCGCUGUUGGUGGCCAAAAUUGGUCUACAUUCUUGGGCCUUCUUUACUGGAUGAUGCAGCUUGCGCAGAUGCUCGACGGCUAUGUCGCCAGAAGAUACGACUACGCAUGUAUGGAUGCUGGGGUUGAUGUUAGCGGUGACCACAUCAUUUUCGACUUUCUCAGCAGCGCCUACCGAGACUGGCUAGCAAUGGAUGAGGACAUUGGUGAUGAGGAUGCAGAAAAAGUGCUAGCACCGCAUGUGUCAUCCAUGGCACAGGCUUUUGAUCGCUCCAACGGCAGAUAUACCUCGGAGCUGGAGAUGCUUGAAGCUGAGAAUGCACGCCUUCUAAAGGAGAUUGCCGAUUUGGAGAAAUCAACCCCCGAUCCUGCUGUUCUUGAUGACCAUUUCAAAAUCAUGGAGGAGGACAAGGUCAAGUUUGAAGACUACAACCACCUCGCUGUCCAGCGCUCCCAAAAGUACGAAAACAGAAUACAAGUCCUGCAAGAGGAGCUGGAGAAGUUGAAUGACGAGCUCAAAGAAGCAGACGAGGAGCGGAGAGGUCUUCAGAAAUCGGUAGAUGCCUUGGGUAUCAGCAUGCAGGAUAUCGACCGCAUGACAUCUGAGAAGGAGCGUCUACAAAAAGGAAUCGAAUCUGCCAGUCAACGACUGGACGAAAUUAAGAAGAAGGUGGCCGAGAAGGAAGCCGAAGCGAGCCAGAAGCUAGACGAUCUGGAAGACCAGGUGAAAAGGUACAACUCGCUCGCAUACCAAAUUGCGUUACUUCCACCGGGCGCAGCCAAUGCCAAGGGAAAGGACUACGAACUCCGUCUCACGGUCAACGACAGCUCCGACUUUACGUCAAGUAACUUUUAUGGGUUGAACAACGCAAAGUCUGGAGCUACGGACCGACUACUGGCGGACGCUACCAGCGGCUACCAGCCCAGCCACAUUAUCAAUGUUGACUUGCGCGGCCAAGUACGUAACGGAUUUCUGUCGCUCCGCAAGGAAAUCUCGGAACGCCGUAGUGCAGCCAUGGACGCCAUGAUCAAGGAUCACGAUCUUCUGGACGGUAUCAAGGAAGCCAUCGAAGACAAGCGAAGUGAAGUCGAGGCCCUCAACCACCGCGUUCGUGCUGCCGAAGAGGAAUACGAAAACAUGAGAGAAGUGACGACGGCGCAAAAGAUGGCUUCCGAUACGCAAAUUGAGAAGAUGGAGAGAGAUCUUUCCAGAAUGCGGGCCGGUUUGACUGAGUCGGUUCAGCUUUUGGAGCAACGUGAAAUGAACACGACUAUCGAGUAUGAACAGCUGGUUCUUAGAGCAAACUCGCUGCGCGAAGAGCUGCACACCGAGAUUGACCGCAUGUUGAAUGAUGUGAUCAAGUUCAAGAUUCAUGUUCAGAAGAACCUGGACGACUACGAAGGCUUCGUGGCCGAUGAGCUGGAGAAGGAGCUUGGGGUGGAAGAGUUGAGAGAUGAUACCCAUGCAAUGGACCUGUGA
Molecule: messenger RNA, 2175 nt
Organism: Akanthomyces muscarius
Lineage: Eukaryota; Fungi; Ascomycota; Sordariomycetes; Hypocreales; Cordycipitaceae
Exons: 3
Coding region: 1-2175 (724 amino acids)
Biological process (GO): attachment of mitotic spindle microtubules to kinetochore
Cellular component (GO): Ndc80 complex
Source: RefSeq, a predicted model, not a curated record